Solenopsis invicta (red fire ant) is the source of this 1516-nucleotide messenger RNA. RefSeq names its product mitochondrial tRNA-specific 2-thiouridylase 1. Lineage: Eukaryota; Metazoa; Arthropoda; Insecta; Hymenoptera; Formicidae. Gene Ontology annotation, cellular component: mitochondrion. The transcript has 8 exons. The record is from RefSeq and is a predicted model, not a curated record. Gene Ontology annotation, biological process: tRNA wobble position uridine thiolation. Bases 352 to 1212 code for a protein of 286 amino acids. Gene Ontology annotation, molecular function: sulfurtransferase activity.
CCGACACAGUCCGACAUGGUCGGUUUUGAAUUUGCUUUGAUAAAUAUACGUUCCAUACACGUUUUCAUCUUUUCUUGUGAUAAGCAAGUAACCAUUCGAAUUUGUUUAAAUCAUCGUCGUUCAUUGUAAUAUAUAGAGUCAAAAGCAGACACGUCGAGAGAUGUUGAGCGCUUUAUUUGCAUCAUAGAUUGCGCAUAAUCACUGUGUAACUAUCUUUGAUACGGCGCUACGCCACGGUAAUUUGACAUACGCAUUUACGUCAUCUGUUCGUCACCUGUAGGAUCUUGUUGAUGGUAGAGAAAAAGUUUACAGAAAAUACUCUAACGUACUCCAAUCGAUUUUUCGUUGGAGAUGAUGAGAAAUGUUGUUGUGGGGAUAUCUGGGGGUGUCGAUAGCGCUGUGGCAGCUUUCUUACUUAAAAUCAAAGGAUUCAAUGUCACUGGAGUAUUCAUGAAAAAUUGGGACAUUAGAGACGAAACAGGAAAAUGUAUGGUUGAGAAAGAUUACGACGAUGCUCGAUGGAUUUGUGACAAACUAAAAAUCCCUUUGAUACAGGUCAAUUUUGUCAAGGAAUAUUGGAAUGAGGUCUUUAGUGAUAUAGUGGAAAAAUAUCAAAAUGGAUAUACUCCAAAUCCAGAUAUUUUGUGCAACAAGAACAUCAAGUUUGAUAAAUUUUUUCAUCUUGCACGUAAUAGAUUUCAAGCAGAUGCAAUUGCUACAGGUCAUUACGCUAAGACUAGCUUUGGAGCUUACCUAGAGAAUUAUGAAGCAAACAAAAAUGUGCGUUUGCUACAGGCACAAGAUAGCAAUAAAGAUCAAACGUUCUUCUUGAGUCAAGUACCGCAAGAAACGUUGAGACAUUGCAUGUUUCCUCUUGGAACACACUUGAAAAAUCAUGUGAAGAUGAUGGCCACAGAAGCAGGAUUGUGCCAAAUAGCACGAAAGAAGGAAAGCAUGGGUAUUUGCUUUGUGGGGAAACGUGAGUUUCAGCAUUUUAUUUCCGAGUACAUAGCGGAUAAACCUGGUGAUUAUAUAGAUCUGGAUAGUGGACUACUGAUAGGUAAACACGAUGGCAUUCAUAAACGGACAAUAGGACAAAGAUGUAACAUUUCUGGCUGUCUUAAGCCUUAUUACGUGUUUAGCAAGGAUCAAGAGUCAAAUACUGUUAUAGUGGUGGUACAACUCAUCCAGCAUUAUACAGUGAUUUUCUGAUAACGCGAGAGAUUCACUGGAUCAAUGAGGAACCGCGCGAAUUGAGGCGAAACAAUGGUGUGCUAAAUUGUAACUUUCGUUUUCAACAUAGAAAUCCGCUGAUUGCAUGCAAAGUGUACAAGAUGUCCAAUGGUCGCUUGUUUAUCCGUCUUGAUGCACCUUUACGAGCGAUUACAAAGGGCCAGUAUGCUGUUUUAUAUUCUGGAGAGGAAUGUCUGGGCAGUUCAGCAAUAUCAUAUACAGGACCAUCUUAUUUUGCACUUAAUCGGCAAAACUGUAUAGACGACGCUUGCCAUAAUGCGAC